AAUGUUUUCUCUCGUCUUUUUCAUCGGACUGUUUUGAUACAGGGAGCGAUGGUUGCUGCCCACUUGUGACUGGGUUCCAAGAAGGGAGACACCCUCUCUGACAGACGGAGGAACAUGCGUCUGGCUCUACGACCACGCAGUGGCUGUCUGGGACUGUGUCUUUGUGUGUCCGUGCUAACUCUGCUGCUGCAGGGGCUGUGGGUGCCACCAGAGGGAGCCAGAGAGGAGCCGGCAGUAGGGGCCUCAGAGGAACACGGUCAGCGUGGGGGCCCCAGCGUGCGGAGGCUGGCCCUGAGGCUGGAGGCUGUUAGCUCCCAGGUCCAGAGGCUGGCCCAGGAGAGGGAGGCCCUGCAGCCGGCCAGCCAGGACCUCAGCGCCCUGCUGCACAGUCUCCGUCAGGACCAGGAGGGCCUGGUGCGCUCCGUCCAGAAGGAGCUCCAGAGAUUGGCCCAGAAACUGGACCGCUUAGACCUCCACCCAUCUAACUCACCAGGACCACCACCACACACUGACCGAGCACAGCAGACUGGUCGUGAGGAGUGUAAGAUUCCUGUUGACCCUGCCUAUCCCCUGUGUGCUGACAAGGUGCAGUUCCUGCUAGCCCGCUGGCAGUCGGACCCCUGCUAUAGCUUCUAUGGGGUGGAUGGUACCAUCUGCUCCAUUCUCACCUACCUGAGCCAGAGAGAAGACUUCUGCCCCCCCCGACCUGGAACGAACCAUUCCGCCCCGCCCUGGCACCGCCCCCCCAGCCUCCACUCAGAGCGGGCACAGAUCCGGACGACCCUGGGCCUGCUGCACGAGGUGAUUGGCCGCUGGAAGGGUCCUGCAGUGAGCUUCAUCCGGUCCAGGGCGGAGAGGCUGUCUGGGCACUGGAUCAGGGCUGGCCGCAGGAUCAACACCUCUCACAGCUCUCCUCAGAUGAAGGUGCUGCUGUACCCUGGGAUGCUGGCGGGGGUAGCAGGCCAGCGGUUCGGCUCCAUGGUGGAGAGGGGGGGUCCUCUGGGUGAGCUGGUGCAGUGGGCCGACCUCAGCGCCAGCCUCAUCAUCCUGGGACACAACCUGACCCUCGCCACCUCCCAGGAACACUUGCGCAGUCUGAUAGGGGCGGCACCAGGAAAAGGAAGCUGCCCAAUCCAGUGGCCGUUGACCUUUGACCUGGUCUACACAGACUACCAUGGCCUGGCCCACCUCCAGGGGGCCAUGGGCCUGGCCUUCCAGCACUACCAGUGUCGCUUUCGUGUCCUGGACUCAUUUGGCACGGAACCUGCAUUCAACCUGGCCAUUUACGCCCGUACCCAUGGUUACAACACGCUGUGGGGUAACUGGGGUCUCCAACCACUGCAGUACAUGACCAUGUUCCCUCACAGCCCAGAUAACUCCUUCCUGGGCUUCGUCAGUGAGCAGACCGCCAGGGAGGAAGUGGAGUCCGAGCUGGACAGGAAGGACAACAUUGCAGUGGUGUACGGGAAACAGGAGUACAUGUGGCAGGGGAAGGGGCAGUACCUGGGGGUGGUCAGUAGAGAGCUGGAGACCCAUGGUACCGUGUAUCAGCCCUCCUCCUCCUCCAUCCUCCCCCACUCCAUCAUCAACCACGGUCUGCUGACCCAGGACCAGUUCCUGCAGCUGCUCAGGAGAGCCAAGGUGUUUGUGGGGCUGGGGUUCCCCUACGAGGGCCCGGCCCCCCUGGAGGCCAUAGCCUCAGGAUGUGUCUUCCUCCAGCCCAGGUUCCUGCCUCCACGCUCAGCAGAGAACACUGACUUCUACAGAGGGAAACCCACCACCAGAGAGGUCAACUCCCAGCAUCCCUACGUAGAGGACUUCAUUGGGAAGCCCUAUGUGUGGACUGUAGACACAGCCAACUCCACAGAAGUCCAACAGGCCAUCAGAGCUAUUCUCCAAACUCAGGUGAAGCCAUUCACUCCACGAGAGUUUACCUGCGAGGGGAUGUUGGAGAGAGUCAACGCUUACAUUACACACCAGGAUUUCUGCCAGGAGUCCUUCCCUACCUGGCCAGCAGAGGGGGCUCUGCAGGGCCACCUGGGCCCCCUGGGCCAGUCCUGUGUGACUGUGUGUCGGCGGUCCUCUCUGGUGUGUGAGCCGGCCCUGUUCCAUCACCUCAACAGCCCUGCGGCCUUCACCAGAUUCAGCCUGGACUGCUCCAGCACAGAGCAGGAAGUCAACCACCUGUUUCCUGCCUACAGCCCGUGGGGGCGUCGCUGUGGGCUGCAGAAGGAGCGGCUGUUGUUCAGCUGUGCCGGUUCUGACCCCUCCUAUCGCAGACUCUGCCCCUGCAGGGACCACCUGUCUGGACAGGUGGCACUCUGCCCCGGCUGCCUCUAGGGGGCAGUGUUUUCUCUCAGCACCGCUUACAGAGAGAUCUAGGGAGGGGAACUGUGGACUGACUGGUCUCUUCAGUCUCAUGGGCACCGCCAUUUCCAGUAUU
Hypomesus transpacificus is the source of this 2443-nucleotide messenger RNA. RefSeq names its product alpha-1,6-mannosylglycoprotein 6-beta-N-acetylglucosaminyltransferase B-like. Gene Ontology annotation, cellular component: Golgi apparatus. Gene Ontology annotation, molecular function: alpha-1,6-mannosylglycoprotein 6-beta-N-acetylglucosaminyltransferase activity. Bases 115 to 2340 code for a protein of 741 amino acids. Lineage: Eukaryota; Metazoa; Chordata; Actinopteri; Osmeriformes; Osmeridae. The transcript has 18 exons. The record is from RefSeq and is a predicted model, not a curated record. Gene Ontology annotation, biological process: protein N-linked glycosylation.